Molecule: messenger RNA, 1215 nt
Organism: Arabis nemorensis
Lineage: Eukaryota; Viridiplantae; Streptophyta; Magnoliopsida; Brassicales; Brassicaceae
Source: the annotation of a GenBank genome assembly
AUGAGGCAUAGGAGUGAUGGAGAUUCCGGUGAACCAAGUUCGAGCGGCGGAAUCAAGCAAUUCCCGGUGGCUGCUCAGCCGGAGAUUAUGAGAGCAGCCGAGAAAGACGAUCAGUACGCCUCUUUCAUCCACGAAGCCUGCCGCGAUGCCUUUCGACACCUUUUCGGUACAAGAGUCGCUCUAGCUUACCAGAAGGAGAUGAAGCUUCUUGGACAGAUGCUUUACUUUGUUCUCACGACAGGUUCUGGCCAGCAAACUUUAGGAGAGGAGUACUGUGACAUUAUACAGGUUGCAGGACCUUAUGGACUCUCUCCUACACCAGCUAGACGUGCUUUGUUCAUUUUGUACCAAACUGCAGUUCCAUAUAUCGCAGAGAGAUUAAGCUCUAGAGCUGCCACGCAAGCUGUCACCUUUGCUGAGUCUCAGUCUGAUGGGUUUUUUGGUGAUAGUCCUCUGGAGACUGGUAGUCAUAUGGAUCUUCCAUCCUCAUCUCAGAUGGAAACUUCAGCUUCUGCUGUAUCUAGGUUCAACGAUAGACUUAAGAGAUUGUGGCACCGAGCUGUUCAGAGAUGGCCUGUGGUUCUCCCUGUUGCCCGUGAAGUCUUACAACUGGUUCUCCGUGCCAAUUUGAUGCUCUUUUACUUUGAAGGUCUGUAUUAUCAUAUAUCGAAACGUGCAUCCGGGGUUCGUUAUGUUUUCAUAGGAAAGCAAAUGAAUCAGAGACCUAGAUACCAAAUUCUUGGGGUUUUCCUUCUAAUCCAAUUGUGCAUCCUUGCUUCUGAGGCUUUGCGGAGGAGUAAUUUGUCAUCUAUCACAAGCUCAGCUCAGCAAGCGUCUAUAGGAUCUUAUCAAACUUCAGGAGGGAGAGGGUUACCUGUUUUAAACGAAGAGGGAAAUUUGAUAACUUCUGAAGCCGAAAAGGGAAACUGGUCCACGUCCAACUCAACUUCAACUUUGGAGGCAGUAGGGAAAUGCACUCUCUGUUUAAGCAAUCGUCAGCACCCGACAGCCACUCCAUGUGGAGCUGCAUUAUGGAAUGGUGCAAUGAGAAGCAAGAAUGCCCACUUUGUCGUACACCCAAUACCCAUUCAAGUUUGGUUUGUUUGUACCACUCUGAUUUUUAAGCUCCAAUGGGUCAACAAGGACAGCACACCGAAGAAAGGCGAAGCAGCGAAGACCAAGCAAAGGAAAGAAACGAGCCCAAUUUCACCUUAG